Molecule: messenger RNA, 699 nt
Organism: Adineta steineri
Lineage: Eukaryota; Metazoa; Rotifera; Eurotatoria; Adinetida; Adinetidae
Source: the annotation of a GenBank genome assembly
AUGGGUAACCGAAUAGUCACUAAAUUUGGCAAGUCUAAAUCGCUGACUGAUGAAGAAAUCGUUGAAAUACAAAAGAUUUCGAGACUUAGUGCAGAUGAAAUCAGAGAAGAACACAAAGGAUUUAUGAAAUUACAACCAACAGGUAAAAUGACGAAGAGACAAUUCAUCAAUAUGUAUAAUUUGCUUGAUUUCGAUUGCGAUAUGACUGAUAAAGUGGCUUGCAAUAAAGCAUUCGCUACAUUUGAUAAAAAUAAAAAUGGAACAAUUGAAUUCGAUGAAUUUCUUUUUGCAAUGCACUUCUUACGAACGAAUACCAUCGAAUCAAACGUUGAUAUUCUUUUUCGAGGAUUUGAUAUUUCUGGCGAUGGAUAUUUAGAUCAUGAUGAAGUAACUGGAAUCUUCGAUGGUGCCAUAGCCUUGAAUCUUGUACAAGAUGCUGAUCCAGAUUAUGCAAGAAAAACUGCCUCCGAAAUAUAUUCGUCUAUUCAAUAUAAAAUAUCUGUUCAACAACGUAAACAAGAAUCAAAUUUAUUUCAAGAACAAUCAGAACAUCAUGCAGAUAAUUUACAAAAAGAAACAAUACUUGUUACAUAUCCAAAUGAUAUAUCAAAUUUAUUAAUGUUAGAAUAUCAAUCAAAAAUUUCUUGCACAAAUUCAUGUAAAAAAAUUAACUACGGUUCGAACGAAAAAAAUAUAUAA